This is a messenger RNA of Gryllus bimaculatus (two-spotted cricket), 1363 nucleotides long. NCBI's taxonomy places the organism in Eukaryota, Metazoa, Arthropoda, Insecta, Orthoptera, Gryllidae. The record is from the annotation of a GenBank genome assembly.
UCAAGAAAUCAUACUCUUUGAAAUUCCAUACGCUUUCUCUAUGGAUCGAGUUCUUCCUCUUUCAAGUAGCUCACAGCUGAGUAGGGUUAUUGUCAGUUGUUCGAAAAUAAUUGUGAAAUUGUACCUAUAAACGCUCAAUAUGGUUGUUGGAGACUUAAAAACUGAUCAGGGAAUUAAGUCCCUAAACGAAUACCUUGCGGAUCGAAGCUAUGUCUCAGGGUACGAACCUUCACAAGCUGAUAUAAGUGUCUUCGAAAGUAUUUCCAAAGUGCCUAGUGCCAAUACCCCUCAUGUUUUACGCUGGUAUAACCACAUCAAAUCUUUCGAUGGAGCUGAGCGUAAGAAGCUUCCAGGUGAGAAGAAACUUCCUAGUGGUUUUACUGGCGGCUCAGCUGCUGUAGUGAAUGGUGCACCUACCCCUGCCAAGGAAAGCAAGCCUGCCCCAGCUGCUGCCGAAGACGAUGACGUUGAUCUCUUUGGGUCCGACGAGGAGGAUGACACUGAAGCAGCUAAGAUCCGUGAAGAGAGGUUGAAGGCUUACGCCGAGAAGAAGUCCAAGAAACCUGCCCUAAUUGCCAAAUCAAGUAUUGUCCUUGACGUUAAGCCCUGGGAUGAUGAAACUAAUAUGAAGGAAAUGGAACAGAAAGUCAGAACUAUUGAGAUGGAUGGCCUUCUCUGGGGAGGAUCCAAACUGGUGCCAGUAGGAUAUGGUAUCAACAAGCUGCAGAUAAUGUGUGUUGUUGAAGAUGAAAAAGUAUCUGUCGAUCUGCUAACUGAACAAAUCCAAGAAUUCGAAGAUUACGUUCAGUCCGUUGAUAUUGCUGCAUUUAAUAAAAUUUAAUUGAUGCCAUACUUACACCUGUUGUACCUACCUUUUUUGCUUAUGUAUUAAAAAAUAAUUUUCAGUAAGUCUGAUUUUCAUUUUGAAAGUAAUCUACAAUGAAACACAUUUUCUAACUUUUCCAUUCCCCUCUUUUUCAAAUUUGUGUAUUUUAGAUAAUCUAAAUUAUUAUGCAAACGUAUUUAUUAAUGUGUCUUCUGUGGGGGGGAGAUGAAGUAUAAUUAUUUGACAUUAUUAUUUUAUUUGAAUAAAAAGUCUAAUUUAUUGUAGAAUUUUUAAGGUUUUUGUAAAAACAGAUUAAUUUGCAUAUCUAAAAAAUCCCUCUGUUUCCAAUUUUCUGGUGAAUGUUUCCAGCUAAGUAUGCAAUCUUCAAAAUUAGUUGAGCUCCACUAUGCAAGAAUACAGUGAAAGAUUUUAGUGAGACCUUUUCUGAUUCUAACUACAUAAUGCACAUUCAAGUCAAUUAUCAAAAUGUCUUAUUUAUUUUUACUUGGUGUCCCAAAAAUGGAAGUCUCCUGUCCA